This is a messenger RNA of Aphidius gifuensis, 1518 nucleotides long. Its product is annotated as toll-like receptor Tollo. Gene Ontology annotation, biological process: toll-like receptor signaling pathway; innate immune response. Gene Ontology annotation, molecular function: transmembrane signaling receptor activity; protein binding. Gene Ontology annotation, cellular component: membrane. The coding region runs from base 1 to 1518 and encodes 505 amino acids. NCBI's taxonomy places the organism in Eukaryota, Metazoa, Arthropoda, Insecta, Hymenoptera, Braconidae. The record is from RefSeq and is a predicted model, not a curated record. The transcript has 4 exons.
AUGGAAACAUUAACAAGUAAAUUAUUUAACAAUUUAAAAAGUCUUGUUAAUAUUGAAUUGAAUAGAAAUGGUUUUACAUGGCUACCAGAAGAUUUACUAACUGGUACAGUUGGUCUUGAGUCACUCAGUAUAAUGAACAAUCAAUUAAAAAAAUUGCCUGAAAAAAUAUUCAAAGAUUGUGUUAAUUUAAAGACACUUGAUUUGAUGUCCAAUGAAUUAAUUGAACUACCAAAUGGUGUAUUUUUAAAACAACAUAAACUUGAAGUAUUAAAUUUAAAAAAAAAUAAAAUUCAAAUAAUUGAGGAUGGUGUUUUUGAUGGACUGGUUCAAAAUAAUGAUUUUCAAUUUAUGUCUAAUGGAUUGAAGAUAAAUUUGGAGUACAACAACAUAAGUCAAGUAUUAUUUCCAGAUGGUAUACAGUACAUGGGAAAUACAGAAUAUCUUGAUGAUUCACAAACAUCAGUAACAGUAUCAAUUGAUAAUAAUCCAAUAAUAUCAUGUAAUGGACCAAAUCAUUUAAAAAACAUCAACAUAAAAUCUCUAAACUCAACAACAUUUAAAUGUUUAUCAAAUGAAGCCAAUAAUGAUGAUAAAUAUUGUCCAGAAAUUUGUGAAUGUUGGAUGGAACCUUACAGUCAUAAAUUUAUCAUUGAUUGUUCAUACAAAAAUUUAACAACAUCACCAUUAAUAAAUCCACCAAGUGAUUAUUAUUUGGAAAUUAAUUUGACUGUAGCAAUGAAUUUAAGUGAAAUAACAAUUCAUGAUAAUCCAUGGAAAUGUGAUUGUGAUGGUAUUUAUUUAUUGAAAUUUUUGGAAAAAAUGAAAGAUAAAAUACCCAAGAUGAUGAAGGUAACAUGUGAUGUUAAUAAUUUAUCAGUUUUAACAAUGACAUCUGAUGAAUUGUGUCCAAGUUAUGCUUAUAUUUAUGUUGUAUUGAGUUUAUGUAUUGUGGUACUUGUAAUUAUUUAUACUAUUUUGUGUAAAUAUAUGAGAGAUGUUAAAAUAUGGCUUCAUUCAAGAAACAUGUGUUUAAAUUUUAUAACUGAAAAUGACAUUGAUCAAGAAAAAUUGUACGAUGCUUUUAUCAGUUACUCACAUAAAGAUUCAAAUUUUGUUCUUGAUGAAUUAAUUCCAAGACUAGAAAAUGGACCAGUACCAUUUAAAUUAUGUGUUCAUUAUCGUGAUUGGAAAGCUGGUGUAUCAAUAACACAACAAAUUGUUGAAUCAAUUAAUUCAUCAAGAAGAACAAUUAUUAUUUUAUCAGCUAAUUUUUUAGAAAGCAUAUGGGGUAUUGUUGAAUUUAGAACUGCAUAUCAGCUAUCAGAAAAAGAAAAUAAAUCUAGAAUAAUUAUGAUUGUUUAUGGUGAUAUACCUGAUGUUGAUAAACUUGAUGAUAAUGAUUUGAAACAUUAUAUGAAAAAAACAACUUAUCUCGAGUGGAAAGAUCAAAGGUUUUGGAAAAAACUUAUGUAUGCUUUGCCUCAUUCAUCUCAUUUAAAAAAACAAAUUGAUAUUUGA